UGGUCAAAACAUUUUCCUCAUACUGCAAUAUCUUAUCGUCUGCUGUUAUUCUUGAGCGGAAUGAUUAUUUCCCAUUUGAUAAUUGUGUUUUUUCAUCUCAGUACUUGUUGAUCUAUAAGAAGAAGUAAAAUAAAAUAAAAUAAAAUAAAAGCGGACUGUAAUUUAAGAAUUCCCUGAAUGUAUUAAAUUUUGUGAAAUUAAAGACAAAGGUACCAAUAUACUUUUUGAAUGACAUACAACUAAAGACUAGUUACCUGUUAAAAUAACGUUUGGCAAAUUACCUACAGUUUCAUCUUUCUGUGUCUGAAGAAUGGAGUUACUUUAAAUUUCUAUUUUACGUUAUUAAAAAUGGAUCGAUUUCAGUGGUGGGAAGAUAUUGCUCAUCCUGGGGAAAAUCUUCUUUUGAAUCAGGGUAGUGUAAAAUUGUAUGAUGGAAGCAAAAAGACACUUUUUGAAUCGGGUACUUUGACUCUAACUACCCACAGACUUCGAUGGAGAGAUGAUAUUAACCCAAAUACUGAUAUGAGUCUGAAUUUGUCACAGAUUGUUCUGAUAGAGAAAGAGAGUGCCACUUGGACUAAAAGUGCCAAAAUAAUUGCACAUUUGAGUGCUAUUUUGGAAGAAGAUAAAAAACCUGGCCCUGUAAAGUACAGCCCAUUCAAUUUUGUUAAAUUUUCCUUUCGAGGAGGAGGAGAUAAAGAGUUUUUCAAUUCUUUGUCUGAUGCAAUAGCUAAAAAAGCUUGGGAAGAUCCCUCUGCUUCAUAUCCCAAAGGAAAGCAGUAUCGUGCUGGUAUUGUGGGCAUUGAGAGACAGAUCCGGGACAGAAAUGAAGCUACUGGUGAAACUAUUUCAGAAGCUUUUGAAGAUCUCAAGAACCUGAUGAAAAUGGCUAAAGAAAUGGUAAAUCUUUCGAAAAGUGUUUCACAAAAAUUGAGAGAGAAGCAGAGUGAUAUUACUGAAGAUGAAACAAUUCAGUUCAAAUCUCAUUUGCUAAGUCUAGGUAUUAGUGAUCCUGUAACUAAAUCUGAGUAUGGUUCUGGUAGUGCAUUUCAUACUGAACUUGCAAAGCAGCUGUCUGAUGCUUUACUCAAACCAUUGCAAACUGCUGGAGGAAUAUUAUCAUUAACAGAGGUAUACUGCAGAGUGAAUCGGGCAAGAGGAGUAGAAUUAAUUUCUCCUGAAGAUUUAUUGAAUGCUUGUUUGAUGUUGGAAAAAUUGAAUUUACUUGUAAAACUCCAUAAGUUUGAUAGUGGUGUCAUGGUUCUUCGUUUAGAAACUCAUGAUACUGCUAAAGAAGCUCAUAAAGUUGGGGAAAUUCUUAAAGAAAAAGGAUCAUUAACUGCUGAUGAACUGUCAGUUCUUUCUAAAGUCUCACUUGUUAUAGCUAAAGAGAGGUUGCUGUUUCUGGAAAAGGAAGGUAUUGCAUGCAGAGAUGAUUCGAUUGAAGGUUUAAGAUUUUAUCCUAAUCGUUUCUUUACUGAAAGAGCAUAAAAUUCCUUUAUCGUAUUAUCAUAUUGGUGUAAUUAUUUUUUGUUAAAAAUAAUUUUGUUAUAAAAAGUGAAUUGUGUUUAUUUAUUUUGAAAUGAUUUAUUGUUAAUUUAUUCUGUUUAUAAAAUAUGUUCUAAAAUUUUGAAAACUUGCAUGUAAAUAUCAUAUUCCUAAUGUGUUAAAAUAAAUGUGUCUUGAAAUGAAGUAAGUGUGCUUUGCAAUAAUAUAGUUAGUAAUUAUUGUCAAUAUCAACAUAAUUGAAUACAUACUGAACAUGGCAGGCAUAUUAUACUUUAUAUAAUCUUAAGUUUUUACUUUUCAUAUCAAAAUAUGAAUUUAAGACAGCCACAAUUUUCUUCUAAUUUUGUAACCAUAUUUUUUAAAUAAUAGUUAUAAUUUUUUCCCAUUCAAAUUCCAAGAACUUUGAUUAAAUUUGGAAUAUUACUUAAUUGGACACACUAAUUUUUUAAUAAAACUUUUUUAUAUAAACCUUUUGAAAUAAACAAAUUUUUCAUACAAAUGGUAGUUUGUUAUCUGUAAAUGAAAAGGUAGCUUAAUUUUGUCAACAAUAUUCCCAUGCUCAAUUUUUUUCAGAUUUUUUUAAUUAACAAAAUUAUUUCACACUUUUUAUAAAUAAUAAAACAUUUCUAAAAACGUUGUUAUUCUAAAUUUGAUAUUGUGAAUCAUUUAUUUUAUAGAUAAUUUGAAUCACUUAUUAGUGACUACCACUCUAUGUAUGAAUUUGAAAUUCAUUUGUCAUUUAUCAGUGGUUAUAAAUUGCUGUUUUGCCCUUUUACAGUAACCACUGUAAAAAUGUUGGGAACCACUAGUUUAAAUUACUCUUUAUUAAUUAUUUUAAAUUACUCUUAUUAAGGAGAUGUCUAUUAAGAAUGAGAUAAAGAUAAGUUAUUAUUUUUAAUAACUGGGGUCUAGCCACAAAAAUAUUGCUAUUCUUAUUUCAAAAAUUAACUUUCAAAGUGGGCAGAUUGACUUUUUCCAUAUUUCAUAUUCUGUGCAAAAUGAGAUAAUUAUGUGCUUAUGCAUAUUUUCUAAAAAUUCCUGAGAUAAAAUAUUCUUAAGAGAUCUAUUUAAAUUUUAAAAGCAAAAUUUGUUUAUUCACUUUAAAACUUAUUUUUUCAGUUAGUAAAUCUCUUUGAUCAAAUUAGUUCAGCAUUUGGAAGAUUAAAAAAGAAAAUAACAUUGGGGGAGUUGAUGGGGGUCCAGUUAUAUAAUUUUUUUUAUAAGCAAGUAAACUUUUAGUAGAAUUUGAUGAAAGCAUAACCAAAAUUAUCAACAAAAAAAAACUGUUAUUAUUUUUCUAUUUCACAUUAUAAUAUGCAUAAGUGUAUAUUUCUAUAGAAUAAUUUAUAUAUGCAAAACUUAUGCUAAGAUACAAUUUAACAUAUAUACUUCAAGAAAUAAAAUAUUCCAUUUACUAAGAUAUAUAAUUAAACAAUUCAUUUAUAAAUACAUUACAAGCAAAUUCAAUUUCUCUUGAAAUAAUUCUAAUGCCUGAUAAGUUGAUUGUAAGUUAAUAAUUCCCAUGAAGUCUGCAAUUUUCUGACAUUUCAGAAUAAAUUGUUAAUUUAAUUAUAAAUAAUAUUUUGUCGCUAUUAAUUUGGUGUACUCUGAUUCAUAACUAUUAAUAUGUAAAUUUAAUCUUAUGACAUUAUUUUCAAAUUGUAAUAAAGUGAGAGAAGAUAUAUAGUUUUUCUGGAUACCAGUGUUAGAGGACAUUAAGAGAACAAAAUAUUUGUAUAUUUAUUUAUAUUUUGAAGUUAAAUAUAACCAGAGGUUCACUCAUGUACCAGCUGUACUUAUCUUUGCUACACCAAUGUGUAACGUUUAUUAAAAGAUAAAUUAAGGUAAAAAAGACAGUUACCUUAUUUUAUACUUUAUUAUAUUGGCAACCUAAUCAAUUUGAUCAUUCAAUUAUAUAUUUAUAACAGUUCGGAUUAGUAAGUCUGCUGUAGAGCAUAUUAAUAUAUACAACAAGUUUUUAUAACGUCUUGAUUUUCGGAAAAUUGUCAUACCAAUAAUGCCAAUUCCAUUUUCUUACAUAUUUUUGACAAUUUCCUUGAAAACUUAUUACUUAAAAUAAAACUUUUAUGUUUAUCAUGCAGGAAAUUUUGUUAUAAAAUUCUUAUACAUAUGUUCUUUUUAAUUAUAUAAUUCAUAUUCAAUGAUUUUCUUUUUUAUAAUGACAUCAGUGAUGAGAGUUAUAUGAAAUACUCUAUAUGAGUGGGUUACAAUUUUUGGCACUUGGCAAUGAUUUAAAAAAAAAAAAUUGACCUAACACAGACGAUUUGCCCUGGUUUAAAAUAUAUAAGCAUUCAUCAUUCUGAAUCCAGUAAUAUAUCUAAAAGAAUGCCAAGUGUUCUUGUACCUACCAGGCUAUGAAUUUGAUACCUUCUGUGUGUUAAAUAGAUAUCAUAACUAUUGUUAAAAGAAAAAAUUACACUCUGAUUUUUUAAUUAUUAAGCCAAAUGUUUGUUUGCUAAUAGUGCUGUUUGGUCUGUGCUAUUUGGUCACCUAUUUUUAUUAUGAAAUUCUAACCAAUUUCAUUGUUUAACCAAAUCAUUCAAGCACAUCUUUUACUGACUGUCAAAAUUAAUUGAUUUUAACUUUAAAGCAAACAUUUCAUGCAAAAAACAGAAAUAGGCACCAGAUUCUUAAAAUUGUACAUACUAAGGACUCUGAUAAUCUGAAAUUUCAAAUAACCCAAGGAAAACUAAAUAGACCAAGGAAAAUGCCAUGGAAACUUAAAGAGCAAGGGCAAUAUUAGAUAUUUAAUUUAUAUAACACACAACCAAUAUUCAGGGUAAGCAAAAUGAUCAUCAAAAUGAAAGUCUUGAAAUCAAUAGGAAGUCUUAGAGAAUGUUAUAGCUACAAGAAUUCAUUACCAACUUUUUUUUUAAUUAUCACAACCAAUGAAAUAACAAUAUUGUCAAUAGUAGCAUAUGGAAAUUUUAUUAUAAAUAGUCUUCAGCAAUCAAUAAAUCCUUUUGAAAAUAUUGGAAAGAAUGGAAGGUAUAUUGCUAUAAUCAUUAGAAAGUCAUGUUAUAAAAAAAAUUAUUUUUAUAAAAUGACUUUUUAAAAAAAUUGUGAAGCUAUAAUAAAAAAGUAAAUAUUUGGAACAUGAUGCCACCAUGUUUUAUAUUUAAAUAUGUAAUUAUUUUAAA
Messenger RNA from Argiope bruennichi, 4670 nucleotides. It is a transcript of the gene Vps36, whose product is annotated as vacuolar protein-sorting-associated protein 36-like. The transcript is spliced from 2 exons. The record is from RefSeq and is a predicted model, not a curated record. Gene Ontology annotation, biological process: protein transport to vacuole involved in ubiquitin-dependent protein catabolic process via the multivesicular body sorting pathway. Gene Ontology annotation, molecular function: ubiquitin binding; phosphatidylinositol-3-phosphate binding. Gene Ontology annotation, cellular component: late endosome membrane; ESCRT II complex. Lineage: Eukaryota; Metazoa; Arthropoda; Arachnida; Araneae; Araneidae. Bases 349 to 1491 code for a protein of 380 amino acids.